Musa acuminata subsp. malaccensis (wild Malaysian banana) is the source of this 574-nucleotide messenger RNA. The record is from RefSeq and is a predicted model, not a curated record. Lineage: Eukaryota; Viridiplantae; Streptophyta; Magnoliopsida; Zingiberales; Musaceae.
CCGAGUUUGAAUCAAAUAGAAUUGGACCGGGCCUGAUUGCCUGAUUAGGGUUAAGACAAAAGGCCGAGCGACUAUUGGGCGGGGGAGCGGAUCAGCAGGACCACUGGAUAGCCGAGGGAGGGGAGAGAGAGAGAGAGAGAGAGAGAGAGCAGAAGGCGAGGGGGACGAGGUGAGAAUGAGCCGGAGCCAGGGACUCCCGGUGAAGCCUCAGCAAGAGACGGCCAGGCACGUGGUGAGGGUGGAGCUCAAGAGCGGCGUGCUCUAUUGGGGAAUCAUGAUCGAGGGCGAGGACAACUGGAACUGCCAGCUCUGGAAUAUCAUUUGCACCGCCAAGGCCAACAAAUAUGGAGGCAUCUUGACUACUAUCAGUGCGCAUAAGAUGAUGAUAGGUCAAUGUGCUGCAACCUCAAAGGUCUGGGAUUCACUACUGCAAGAGUUGUGCUGCGCCCUCAGAUGUUCUCUCCAGGUGGUAAUUCUGGAAGCUUAGGAGAAGUUCCAAGCACCCUUUCCAUGUCGAAGCGGACUUCAAUAUUGCGAAUGCUAUAGCCAACUACCAUCAUCCAAAAUAGCAGAU